Molecule: messenger RNA, 461 nt
Organism: Staurois parvus
Lineage: Eukaryota; Metazoa; Chordata; Amphibia; Anura; Ranidae
Source: the annotation of a GenBank genome assembly
UGGUCAUGUCCUGUACCGUGGCCGCGGUCUCUGGUCAUGUCCUGUACCGUGGCCGCGGUCUCUGGUCAUGUCCUGUACCGUGGCCGCGGUCUCUGGUCAUGUCCUGUACCGUGGCCGCGGUCUCUGGUCAUGUCCUGUACCGUGGCCGCGGUCUCUGGUCAUGUCCUGUACCGUGGCCGCGGUCUCUGGUCAUGUCCUGUACCGUGGCCGCGGUCUCUGGUCAUGUCCUGUACCGUGGCCGCGGUCUCUGGUCAUGUCCUGUACCGUGGCCGCGGUCUCUGGUCAUGUCCUGUACCGUGGCCGCGGUCUCUGGUCAUGUCCUGUACCGUGGCCUCUGUCUCUGGUCAUCUCCUGUACUGUGUCCGCGGUCUCUGGUCAUCCCUUGUACUGUGUCCGCAGUCUCUGGUCAUCUCCUGUACUGUCUGCAGUCUCUGGUCAAUUCCUGUACUAUGUCUGCAGUC